Molecule: messenger RNA, 819 nt
Organism: Mucor mucedo
Lineage: Eukaryota; Fungi; Mucoromycota; Mucoromycetes; Mucorales; Mucoraceae
Exons: 5
Coding region: 1-819 (272 amino acids)
Biological process (GO): positive regulation of proteasomal ubiquitin-dependent protein catabolic process; protein polyubiquitination; ubiquitin-dependent protein catabolic process
Cellular component (GO): cytoplasm; ubiquitin ligase complex
Molecular function (GO): ubiquitin protein ligase activity; ubiquitin conjugating enzyme binding; zinc ion binding
Source: RefSeq, a predicted model, not a curated record
AUGACCCUACCUCAGAAACGACCUUUGGUGGCAGAACAGAAAUCGGUAGCACCCGUCUAUGAAGCUAACCCGAGUAGUAUUAGUCUUGCCUAUACCGACACUGCUAGUAUCACUUGUCUAAAUAGAAGAAGCCCGUUUGAAUGCGUCAUUUGUUUAGGCACUUUCAAGAUUAACAUUCCUCAUGGCACCGACGGUUGCCACCACAAGCUUUGUAGGGCAUGUAUCAGACUCUAUUUCAUAGAUGUCUUGAAGGAUAAGCAUUACGAGACGUUUGACCGUGUGAAAUGUCCUACGCUUGGCUGCAAAGAGACUUUUAUCACUGAUAAAGUUUUGAUUAAUUUUUAUACCAAGGCAGAAAUCAAAAGAUGGUGGAGCUCAGCUAUUACCAAUGCUUACAUGGACAAUAAGAUUCAAUGCCCUAUGCCUGGCUGUGUUGCUAUGUUUGACGUUCAUGAUUCAUUGACAAGACAAUGUACGCCUGUUGAAUGUUACGAAUGUCAUCGGGGUUUUUGUGUAGCCUGUCAGAGUCCAUGGCAUCCUGGCGAGAUAAAAGUGUUUGAUGACGAAGCCGAAGUUAUCAAAACCCUAAAGAAGGCCGAAAAGAACUUAUGGUGUCGCUGUCCUAACUGUUCACGUAUUGUUGAGAAAAUGAGUGGUUGCUAUACCAUCAAAUGUAUUUGUGGCACCUUGUUUUGCUAUCGUUGCGGUGGAAAGUCAAAUGAUCACACGUGUCUCAAUGCCUGUCAGAAUCUAUCUAACGAACGUUUAUCUGCCCUCCGCAGCUCCAUGUUUGCAAAUCAAAAGAAACCUCGAGUUUAA